GUUCUUCAACACUCACUGAGACAUGUGUUAGUGUGAGAAUCCACACGCUCAUCGCUGCUCUGCUCGACUCAGACAGCUGCACACACAUGGGACAGCUCUACUCCAACAAUCAGAUAUGGAGCCCAGGGCCGUGUCGAGUGUGCGUGUGUGACACGGGCACCGUGGUGUGUGAGGACGAGCUGUGUGAGGAGCUCAGUGGCUGCCAGACAGCUGUGGUUCCUGAGGGCGAGUGCUGCCCCGUGUGCUCCACUGACACUGACGCAGAUACCUGCACAGAAAAUGGCACGACCUACUCCAACUAUCAGAUUUGGAGUCCAGAGCCAUGUCGAAUCUGCAUGUGCGACACAGGGACUGUGGUGUGUGAGGAAGUGGUGUGUGAAGAGCUGGGGCACUGCCCGACAACUGAGGCCCCUGAGGGCGAGUGUUGCCCCGUGUGCUCCACAGCAGCAGCACCACCACCACCACCACCACCACCACCUCCUCCUCCUAGCACGGAAAAUAAAAAUGAUUCCUGCACAGAAGACGGCAAAGUCUACUCCAACAAUCAGAUAUGGCACGCAGAGCCAUGUCGUGUCUGUAUAUGUGAUACUGGGACAGUGGUUUGUGAGGACGUGGUGUGCGAGGACAUAGGUGACUGCCGGACCACAGAGAUCCCAGAGGGCGAGUGCUGCCCCGUGUGCUCGGCUGCGAACAUUCCAGCUGGUAAACCAAAUGUCCAGAGGCCGCUUGUCACCUGCAGGUUUCCUGUGGCUGCAUGUUGGGUUUAA
Messenger RNA from Solea solea (common sole), 767 nucleotides. RefSeq names its product von Willebrand factor C and EGF domain-containing protein-like. Gene Ontology annotation, molecular function: protein binding. The record is from RefSeq and is a predicted model, not a curated record. Lineage: Eukaryota; Metazoa; Chordata; Actinopteri; Pleuronectiformes; Soleidae. The transcript is spliced from 3 exons. Bases 87 to 767 code for a protein of 226 amino acids.